GUCAGUUUGAGUUUAGCGGCGAUCAGUACGGUGCCGGGCCAGGACGUGAUUCGCCUGCAGUUCCACUGCACUGAUCAACAGUAGAGCGUGUGUGCUGCUUGUGUCCCAAACUUUCCGGACUCUGCCCAUUGCCACUUCCCGCCAUGAGCGAGACGGAGACCCCGGUGGAGGUGAAGGAGGAGCCCGCCGAGCUGGAGAGCCUGAAGCGGGAGCGGGAGGACACCGAUGACGAGGAGAGCAGCAGCGGCUCGGAGGACGGCAGCGGGCCGAGCGACAGGAAGCGCCACAAGUUCCCGAGCCAGAUCCGCGAGGCUGUCAGCAAUGUUUUGAAGGGGUACGACUGGACGCUGGUGCCCAUGCCGGUCAGAGUCAACGGAUCGUCCAAAUCGAAGCCCCACGUCAAGCGGCCCAUGAACGCCUUCAUGGUCUGGGCCCAGGCGGCCCGGAGAAAGCUGGCGGACCAGUAUCCUCACCUGCACAACGCCGAGCUGAGCAAGACGCUGGGGAAGCUAUGGCGUAUGUUGAAUGAGGACGAGAAGAGGCCGUUUAUCGAGGAAGCCGAGAGGCUGCGCGUCCAACACAAGAAAGACCACCCCGACUACAAGUACCAGCCCCGCCGGCGGAAGAACAGCAAGGCAAACCAGGGGUCCGGGGACGAGGCUGGCUCCGAGGCGUCGCCCAUCUCCGCCAACACGCUCUUCAAGGCGCUGCAGGCGGAGUCUCCCACGGGCAGCGAGCCGCACAGCCCCGAAGACCUGAAGGGACCGUCCCCCCAUGACGGGUCGGUCGGCGUGACACCGAGCAGCCAGGCCCCACCCACCCCGCCGACAACGCCAAAACAAGACCAAGGCAUGACGGCGCUCAAGGCCGACGGCAUGAAGCGCGACCCGACCUCCAACACCCUCACGGCCAUCCACAGGGACGGUCCCCACCACCACCACCACCACCCUCAGGGGCACGGCCAUCCCAACAUAGACUUCAGCAAUGUGGACAUCGGGCCUUUGGAUGUUAUGUCCAGCAUGGAGUCUUUCGACGUCGAGGAGUUCGAUCAGUACCUGCCUCCCAACGGGCACCCGGCGUCGGCCAGCGGUCACCACCCUUCCCACCCGCCCUACACAAGCUACAGCCAGAUGUCUUCCUCCGCUACAACCACCGUAACGUCGUCGUCUUCAUGGAUGGCCAAGCAGAACACCUCUCCCAGAGACAACUCUCAGGAGCAGCGUCUCCCCGUCAAGAUGGAACAGGAGCACCUUCCCCCUCCUCCCCCUCAGUACACCCCUCACCCACCGGCCUCCUCCUACAACUACCAGCCACAGUAUUCCUCCUACCAGCACUCCCCACCCAGACCACAGUACACUGACUAUCCACCCCCUGCCCACUCCCCACAGCAGUUCUACAGCCCGCACCCCACCUCCUCCUCCAUCCCACCGCCCUACAACUACAUGGCACCGCCGCAGCGAUCUCUCUACCCCACGGUGGCAGGGGCACCGUCAACAUGGGAGCCCUCCUACACGCAGCUCGCCAGGCCCUGAACCUUGGCCGGACUUUGAACUCAGUCCUUCUGGAGUUGGACUUCCUCUGCGUGAGUGACCUAUCUUUGUACAAUGUGCGCUAGCUUGUCAGGACGCUAUCCGUAACCACAUCAUCCAUGGUGGGUAAGGUUACAGUGCUAAAUGGUGCGGGAGAGAUUGAAUGUACGUCCCGCGGAUCUGCUAUCUGUUGCAGGUCCUCGUGGACAAGACAUCUGGAAAAGUGCUACAAGCUAGAAAAUAAUGAGCCCAGGGCAGGACUGUGCACCGAUCUGCCGGAUUAGUACUGUGUCUGAGUGGCCGGACAGGCCCCCUGUCAUGCCUAACUCCCAACUAGAAUUGGAGAUGUUCUAAACGUCCCACAUAAGGGCUAAUCCACCAGUGCCUAAACAUACCAUGACCACUAGUUUUCAGUUGUAUAUGGUCAGUGGGAAUGUACAUGACUUCUUACAGGUUGAAUUUUUGAUGACAUUGUCACCCUCUAAAAGCAAAGUGUGAUCAUGUUUAACAUUUUGAAGAGUGUUUGGUUCGUGCUCUUAGUAAGAAGGAAAGUGUAUAUAUUUAUAUAUUUCUGUAACUGUCUAGGAAGUCAGUGCCCAUCAUGCUUCAUACAGAUAUGAAAUAUUGGCAGGAUCCUUUGGCUGUAUGAAUGACAUUCCAACUGUGUAAGCAGAACCUAGCAUUAUGGCAACACUCGAGGGACCUUUACUUUAGGUAUGCAGCAAAUGCUCUAGUCAUACAUAAGUUGUUGAAGAGGUGCAGAUUUAUAUUCUGAAGAAAUGUUGUUUGACCAGUAAGUAAUUUUUAAUACAAAAGCUUUACAACUGUUAACUACUGUGAUGUGAUCUAUUCUUCUGAGAAGGAGGAUUUAUGUACAAGCCUUCCAAGUCUAAACAUAAUUCUAUGUCAAUUCUGUUUGAAUAUUCUUGUUGUUUGUGCACCAUAUUUUAAAUAGAGAUUUUGUUUUGUAAAUAGUUCUCAAGGAGAAGAAGUUUACAUUAAAAAGAUGUGCAUUUAUUA
Messenger RNA from Branchiostoma belcheri (Belcher's lancelet), 2549 nucleotides. RefSeq names its product transcription factor Sox-10-like. Bases 144 to 1532 code for a protein of 462 amino acids. Gene Ontology annotation, cellular component: nucleus. The transcript has 2 exons. Lineage: Eukaryota; Metazoa; Chordata; Leptocardii; Amphioxiformes; Branchiostomatidae. The record is from RefSeq and is a predicted model, not a curated record. Gene Ontology annotation, biological process: morphogenesis of an epithelium; negative regulation of transcription by RNA polymerase II. Gene Ontology annotation, molecular function: DNA-binding transcription factor activity, RNA polymerase II-specific; RNA polymerase II cis-regulatory region sequence-specific DNA binding.